Molecule: messenger RNA, 942 nt
Organism: Eupeodes corollae
Lineage: Eukaryota; Metazoa; Arthropoda; Insecta; Diptera; Syrphidae
Product: mitochondrial fission process protein 1
Exons: 4
Coding region: 220-681 (153 amino acids)
Biological process (GO): mitochondrial fission
Cellular component (GO): mitochondrion
Source: RefSeq, a predicted model, not a curated record
UUAUUUGACCAUUGACCUUGUUGUUUAAUAUUUUGCUCGGGCUCAGGCCCUCAGAUUAUAUUCUAUUUUAGAUUUUUUCUAAAAUAUUUCGAUGAAAUGCUCAGAGUUUAUUCUCACUAAAUAAUAAGUGCAAGUUGCAUUCGAAUAACAAAACAUAUUAUAACAUUUUGCUCUCUAGAUUCUCUUAAAUGAAAACAAUUCAAAAGAAAAACCCCAAGGAUGUCGGACAAUAAUCAGAUGAAUAAACAAGACGUUGAUAUAUAUCGAGAUACUUAUUUACGUUUUUUAGGAUAUAGCAAUGAAUUAGGAGAAGCGUUUCGUCCGAUUUGGCCCAAACAUCUUGUCAAUUUAUCAUACGCCGUAGCAGUGGCAUACGUUUUGGCAGAUACUGUUGAUAAAGCCAAAAUGGUACACGAAAAACAAGGUUCGUCCAAUAGAGAUGUUGCUAUCAAAGCAGGAGAUGUCCUAAUAUGGCAAAUGUUUGCCUCUGUUAUCAUUCCUGGCUACACUAUAAAUAGAUUAACUAAUGGUACACGGUUUAUGGUAAAACGUUUCAAAGUACCCAAUGCCAGAUACAUUCCUACUGCAAUUGGUCUUGCAUCAAUUCCAUUUAUAAUAACACCCAUCGACAAGCUGAUAGAUUAUUUAAUGGAUGAAACCUAUCGGAAAUAUCUUAAGUGAAGCGUUAAUUUUGAUGCCAAUAACCUACUGCCAUUGCAACAAAGAGAAGUAAUAUUAUUGUGAUACAUUUUUGCAAGGGUUAUUAAACAACACAAAUACCCUUAUUAUCUUACCUAAGAGAUAAAUAACAUUUUCUUAAUAGUGAACAAAUAUGCAACUAAGAAAAUGAAUAAUAUUAAAAUAGUACAAUUUGUUAUAGCCUACAGCCUUACCUGUUUUAUUUUUUAGAUCAAUAAACUUAACUUAAAAUGUUUGAAUUGA